AUGAAGCUCUCUUUGGUUUUUGUGCUUACCUUGACCCUUCAAGACGCCUUAGCGGCGUCUGUUCAGGCCCAUACCCGCGACUCCAUGGCUAGCAAUGCGACUCAGUAUGCUAUGCCGUGGCUGGCCAGCUUCAGCAACAACAACAACAACAACAACAACAACAACAACAACAACAACAACAACAACAACAACAACAACAACAACAACAACAACAACAACAACAACAACAAGCUUAGUUUUUCGCACGCAACCGUCGAUAUGAACGGGGCAGAGCUCACUGGACGCUCGAUUCUCGGCGUGGAGACCUUUAGUGGCAUUCCAUAUGCAGCUCCCCCCAUAGGCCAGCUUCGCUUCCGUCCCCCUCAAGAUUUCAGUGGCUUCGCUGACAAGUUUGAUGCUACGCGUCUUGCGCCUGCCUGUCCGCAGGUGUUUGUUGCUGCCGAUGCUAAAGGUGCCAUACUCAAAGUGCUCGACAGCUUUUUGGAGCUUCCCCUACCCAUCUUGGCCGACAUUACCAAUGGUCAGGAGGACUGCCUUACCGUGACCAUCCACCGACCUGCUGGCACUAAGCCUGGAGACAAGCUACCGGUGCUGUUUUGGAUGUACGGUGGUGCUUUUCAGCUCGGAAGCUCAAACACAUACGAUGGAUCUUCCCUCGUGACAGAAUCCAAACUAGCGGGGACACCCGUCAUCAUCGUGGCAAUCAAUUACAGAGUGGCUGGCUUUGGUUUUCUAGGAGGCAAGGAGAUUCUUGCAGAUGGCAGUGCUAACAUCGGCUCACUUGAUCAGCGCAAGGCACUAGAGUGGGUUGCGGACAAUAUCGCGUAUUUUGGGGGCGACCCAGACCGAGUCACCAUCUGGGGCGAGUCUGCUGGCGCCUUCUCUGUCUUCAACCAGCUUAUCAUGUACAACGGCAACGCAACCUACAAGGGAAAGUCCUUGAUAGCAGGUGGAAUCAUGAACUCGGGCUCCGUCUUACCCAUGGAGCCGGUAGACUCGCGUUAUCCGCAGGCCAUCUAUGAUGACAUUGUUAUCCGAUCGGGAUGUACUGGAGCUCUUGAUACUCUCAGCUGCCUACGCCAGGCACCUUACGACAAGGUCCUCACUGCUAUUCGAGCACAAGGUGGAAUUCUAUCUUUCAACGACGCCACAAUCCCUUGGUGGCCACGUCCCGAUGGAACUGUUUUCCCCUACAGUCCCGAGGUAGCACUCUCCAAGGGACUCUUUCAUAAAACCCCGGUCAUAAACGGGAUGCAGGAAGACGAGGGGGCCUUGUUCGGCCUGGUCCUUCCAGGUAUCGACACGACCAAGAAACUAGUCGACUUUUUCAGCUCGAACAUCUUCCGAACUGCGCCACGAGAGCUGGUCCAGCAAUUAGCGAAUCAGUUUUCCGAGGACCCUGCCGAGGGCUGUCCAUAUCGCACUGGUCAGCUGAAUCAACUUCAUGCUCAAUCUAAGCGUGUUUCUUCCUUGUUCGGAGAAAUGCUCAUUGGGACGCAACGUCGUGUCACGCUGCAAGCACUUCGAAAAGUUGCACCUGAUGUCCCGGCUUGGUCUUACAUCUCUUCCUACUACCAUUUGAUACCCUACCUUGGAACCUGUCACGCUACAGACAUAAUUCAGACCUUCUAUGGACUUCCAAUAGACGAUGCUUCUCUUGCAACGCGACAAUACUAUUUCAACUUUGUUACCAAUCAGGAUCCCAACAAGGGCCAUACCAUGAGCGUCAAGUGGCCACAAUGGGACGGAGGCAAUUCCAUCAUGCAAUUCGAUACACUUUCUCACAGUGUCAUCAAGGAUGACUUUAGAACGCACCUUUCUGAUUAUCUAGGCAGCGAAUGGGGAUCUUUCAAGCUUUAG
Molecule: messenger RNA, 1860 nt
Organism: Akanthomyces muscarius
Lineage: Eukaryota; Fungi; Ascomycota; Sordariomycetes; Hypocreales; Cordycipitaceae
Exons: 1
Coding region: 1-1860 (619 amino acids)
Source: RefSeq, a predicted model, not a curated record